GGCGAUUUGCCGCAUAAUGUAUGCCUAUCUUCCAGCUGUUGUAGCUUUGGUUUUCUUGUGGCAAGGGGGAAUAUGAACACUUGGAGAUAGUUGUCCAAGUUAUGGGUUCGAAAAACAAAUUUCUGCGAUAUGGACUACCGUUUGUGACGAUGGUUGUGGUUGGAUCAUUUGGUUUAAAAGAAUUUUCCGAGGUUAGGUACAAAUUCAGGAAGUUCAUGCCCCUAAAACCUGAAGAAGUCGAAAAGGCCAACAUAAAAAUGAAGAAACCUGGUGAAGUGACUUUAGAAAGCGAAUACGAAAAAUUGAAGCAGAUUGACAUUGAUAACUGGCAAAGCAUAAGAGGUCCAAGGCCGUGGGAAGAAGACACUCUCCACAAGAAGGAUAAAAAAUCAGCAUAAACUAUCUGCAGAUGCAAGGGAAUGUCAGCCUGCCAGUAUGAUUGACGUAGAGAUCAGGUGAUGCAAGAAUUGUGAAGCAGAAACAAAUUUCCUUACGAAAGAAUGUUGGCAUUGUAAUUCGAACACUGUCAAAUAGCGAAUGUUGUUUUGUAAUAAAUGUAGUAACAAAUCUU
Molecule: messenger RNA, 571 nt
Organism: Schistocerca gregaria
Lineage: Eukaryota; Metazoa; Arthropoda; Insecta; Orthoptera; Acrididae
Gene: l(3)neo43
Product: cytochrome c oxidase assembly protein COX16 homolog, mitochondrial
Exons: 3
Coding region: 102-398 (98 amino acids)
Biological process (GO): mitochondrial respiratory chain complex IV assembly
Cellular component (GO): mitochondrial inner membrane
Source: RefSeq, a predicted model, not a curated record